Molecule: messenger RNA, 720 nt
Organism: Kwoniella botswanensis
Lineage: Eukaryota; Fungi; Basidiomycota; Tremellomycetes; Tremellales; Cryptococcaceae
Exons: 10
Coding region: 1-720 (239 amino acids)
Molecular function (GO): oxidoreductase activity, acting on the CH-OH group of donors, NAD or NADP as acceptor
Source: RefSeq, a predicted model, not a curated record
AUGUCCACCACAGUAUUUGUAUCAGGAGGCAAUCGAGGUAUCGGACUCGGCUUAGUCCAGAAGUAUGCAGCAAGGGAGAACUACACUGUUGUAGCAACCGCUCGAGACCCUUCUCGGAUGCCUGAUGUGAAGGUGGCAGCAGGAUCGAAGGUUGUUGUUAUAAAGAUGGACCAAGCGAAGAAAGGCGGGUGCAUCGAGGCAAUCGAGGAAGCCAAGUCAAAAGGCAUAACACAGUUCGACAUUGUGAUCUGUAGUGCUGCUACAUUGCUGGUUGAAGGAUACGCACCGCUUCGAAAUGUACCACUUGACGUCUUUGAGGAGCAUUGGCGAGUCAAUGUUCUUGGCUUCCUCGCAGUCUUCCAAGCCACCGUUCCACUCAUCCGAAAAGGAGGAAAAUUCAUUUUCAUUUCUUCCGGUUCUGCGACUAUAGAUCAAGUACCUCGAGGAUAUGAAGUGACGUACGGUAUCAGCAAGAGCGGAGCAUCCUACUUAGGUCACUUUGCGCACUACGAGGAACCCGACCUCAUUGUAUUCCCCCUUGAUCCAGGAUGGACACAAACCGAUAUGGGUAACGCAUCCGCCAAGAAUGCUGGCGUAGAUGCCCCUCCCUUGACUAUCGAUGAAUCAACCAGCGGAAUGAUCAAGGUCAUCGAUGAAGCAACAAGAGAGACUCACGGUGGGAAGCAAAUGAGAUAUGAUGGUGGGCAAAACAAGUGGUAA